Molecule: messenger RNA, 1272 nt
Organism: Vigna radiata var. radiata (mung bean)
Lineage: Eukaryota; Viridiplantae; Streptophyta; Magnoliopsida; Fabales; Fabaceae
Product: adenylate isopentenyltransferase 3, chloroplastic
Exons: 1
Coding region: 115-1083 (322 amino acids)
Biological process (GO): tRNA modification; cytokinin biosynthetic process
Cellular component (GO): mitochondrion
Molecular function (GO): tRNA dimethylallyltransferase activity
Source: RefSeq, a predicted model, not a curated record
CUCAACUCAUUACUACUACUACUACUUCACUUCUUCUGUAGGCUUAAUUUGGAAAAACCCUUCUCUUGUAUUCUUUCUUCAUAAGUUAAGUUGGGUUGAUCUUGGUAAGUCACGAUGACCAUCUCAAUGUUCAUGUGCAGAUUAAGACAACCCAUGAUAAACAUUCCCUGCAGUGGGAAAAAACUGAACUUCAGACAAAUUGAGAAAGAGAAAGUAGUGGUUGUAAUGGGAGCCACAGGUGCAGGGAAAUCAAGGCUGUCCAUUGACAUAGCCUCAUGUUUUCCAUCAGAAAUCAUAAACUCAGACAAAAUUCAAGUGUACCAAGGUCUCGACAUAGUCACAAACAAAAUCCCAAAGGAAGACCAACGUGGGGUGCACCACCACUUACUGGGAACAAUAAACCCCGACAUAGACUUCACACCCACUGAUUUCAUUGACACGUCAUCAUCGGCCAUCGACACCAUCACCACAGCCCAGAAGCUUCCAAUCAUCGUUGGCGGCUCCAACUCCUAUCUCGAGGCCUUGAUCGACGACGACGAUUACAAGUUCCGGUCGCGCUACGAUUUUCUCUGCAUCUGGGUUGACGUGGCAAUGCCCGUGCUUCAAUCCUACGUGGCGGAACGGGUUGACGACAUGUUCCGUAAGGGAAUGGUGGAGGAGCUGCGACCCUUUUAUAGUCCCGACGGGGAUUACUCGAGAGGGAUUAGAAGAGCCAUUGGGGUUCCUGAAUUUGACGAGUAUUUUCGGAGGGAGGAGUUUGUGGACGAGGAAACGAAGCAGAGGUUGUCGGAAGAUGCGAUCAGGGAAAUAAAAUUGAACACGUGGAAACUUGCCAUGAAACAGUUGGGGAAGAUUCACAGGCUGAGGAACGUUAAGAGAUGGGAGAUUCAUCGCUUGGACGCCACGCCCGUGUUUCGAAGGCGUGGGGAAGAAGCAAACGAGGCCUGGAAGAAGUUGGUGGCCGAACCGACUGCUAUGGUCGUUGCGCGCUUUCUCUAUAACUCCAAAAACAAUGCCAACGUUGUUUCUGGACUUACACUGUUGCCACCUUCGGAGAAUGUUAUGGCUGCGGCAACGUGCUAGCUUUCUAGCCGUGGUUUUGUUGUUUUCUUCAGUUUGGAGAAAAGCACUUGUAGUGACUUUGCGUAUAAACAGUUUUAUGAAACUAAAUUCUCUUCUACUAAUUCACAUACAAACUAAUCAUUUUUUUUCCUUUACUUUAUGGGACUCUGUAAAUGUUGAUUAAUAUAUUUUGAAGAGCGAAGGAUACCA